This is a messenger RNA of Impatiens glandulifera, 2233 nucleotides long. RefSeq names its product UV-stimulated scaffold protein A homolog. The coding region runs from base 80 to 2101 and encodes 673 amino acids. Gene Ontology annotation, molecular function: RNA polymerase II complex binding. Lineage: Eukaryota; Viridiplantae; Streptophyta; Magnoliopsida; Ericales; Balsaminaceae. The record is from RefSeq and is a predicted model, not a curated record. Gene Ontology annotation, cellular component: chromosome. The transcript has 2 exons. Gene Ontology annotation, biological process: transcription-coupled nucleotide-excision repair; response to UV.
AAACCCUAAAAAUGAAGGAAAAUUAUUUUGCCUAAAAAAGAAACUGAUCGCAGUUCAUCUUCAGAUAGAGAAGGAGGCGAUGGAAGAAACGGAGAAUCGGAAGACGAUGGUGAUCGGUUUGAUAGAAAAGGCAACAAAUUCAACGGCGCAUGAGGUCGAUCCCCGCCUCCUCAAAGCCAUCAAAAGGAUCGUUCGUUUUUCCAAUUUCGAGCUUCAACUCUCUGCUCAAACCCUAAUGACCCUCAUGAAGCGAGAUCACUCCCAGGUACGCUUCCUUUCACUUCUAAUCAUCGACGAAUUGUUCAUGCGAUCAAAGCUCUUUAGAUCUGUUAUUGUCGAGAAUUUCGAUAAUUUAUUGACUCUAAGCAUAGGAUUUAGAAGAAAUUCGCCACUCCCUGCUCCUGCGUCCAUUGCAUCUCUAUUAAGAGCUAGGGCAAUUGAAUUCUUGGAGAAGUGGAAUGUUUCGUAUGGUGUUUACUACAGGCAGAUCAGAUUGGGAUUUCACUAUCUGAAGAACACGCUCCGGUUUCAAUUUCCAAACAUACAAGCAAAUGCAGCUCGAAUCGAUCGGGUGAGAAGGGAAAGGGAAGCGGGGACAAAAGAACUUUUGCUAAACAAGUUUGAAAAUCUGAAAUCAAAUAUUCAUUCAAUAAGGGAACAAAUUCAAUCAACUGUCGAUGAAAUUAAAGAGUGUCUGGAAAUCAUUACCUCUAGAGGUGAAAUCAUGCCUAUUGGUCCCUUGGACGAUGAAGAAGAAGUAGAAGAGUUUCAGUCUUCUGAACUUCGUAAGAUACGUCUCGAUUCAUUGAAGGAAGGAGAGAAGGUUCAUGAAGAUGGCGACAAUAAAGUAGUAUUUGAUGCAGUAAGAGAGCUCUACAAGGUAUUAGUAACUAAACACAUGGUUACUUUACAAGAGUUCAUAUCCGUCCUCAUUAGGGUUGAAGUGACAGAUAAUAGAUUCAGAGACAGGACUUUAAAAGAGUUUAUCGAUAUUAUAAAUCAUCUUAAGUUAUUGAAGAAGAAAUGUGAAGGAUCGGGCUGUGGUUUUCGCAAAUCUGCAUCUGAUAACGAAGAUAAUAUCUGGGAGGAAGGUACAGAUACAAUCAAGAAACCACCACCCAGUAGCACGAAUUCUUCCAUUUCCUAUAAACAAACUCCAGGUGCCUCAACUUCUUCGAUUGAGACGAAUAAUAAAGCUUCGGAUUCAAAGAUCGAAUUCAAAGAUAUCGAUCAUGAAAGGAAUAAGCUUCUGGAUACAAAGAUCGAAUUCAAAGAUAUCGAUCCUGAAAAGAAUAAGCUUAUGGAUACAAAGAUCGAAUUCAAAGAUAUCGAUCCUGAAAAGAAUAAGCUUCUGGAUACAAAGAUCGAAUUCAAAGAUAUCGAUCCUGAAAAGAAUAAGCUUCUGGAUACAAAGAUCGAAUUCAAAGAUAUCGAUCCUGAAAGGAAUAAGCUUCUGGAAGAAGCUCCAGUAAUUGAGUGGGGAUCACAUUUGGAUAACUGGGGUUCGAGGGAAUUUUUGGCUAACCAAAGGGGGAUGGAGUUUGAAUCUCAUUGGGGUAGGGUUGAUUAUGAUGCGGUUAUUCCAUCUGAGAAAAUCGAGGAGCUGAACAUUGGUGCAACUCUUUAUAAUGAAGAAUCAGUCGAAAUCCAUCCAUGUUCCGCUCCUUUGCGUAAAGGUGGUCUUUGCCAGAGAAGAGAUCUAAAGAUUUGCCCAUUUCACGGGCCUAUAGUUGCUCGUGAUGAUGAGGGGAAUCCCAUAAUUCAGAUUUGCUCGCCCGAAUCGGAUUUGCUCGAGCAAUUGGCUAAACAGGCAGUGAAGAAUGUUCAUGGUAGGGAUGAAGAUGAAGCGAAGAAUAGGGAAUUUCAUAAGAAGGCAAUGAAGCGUGCUAGGAUUGCAGAAGUUCGUGAACAUAAUGCUUCUGUUUUACGGGAUGCUGCAAUUGCAUCUACUUCAAGAUCUUCGGGUUUUGAAGAUGAAUUAAGGUUAACCAAUAGGAGGAGCAAAGAGCAAAGUCUAGCUUCGAUGUUGAAAAAGAAAGUAACAUCUAGAGAUAGGUUAUCUCAGCGUUUAUUGAACAGACGGGGAAGGGAUGCUGCUUGAGAAUUCAGUAGUGUAUAUUCGAUUUUCGCCCCUUUAUUCGUUUUUAAUUCACUUGUAAAAUAUUGGGUUUUUAUUUCUUGAAUCAUUUUUGAACAUUUUGGUUGAUUUAUUUAUGAACCGGUUACUAGAAUA